Molecule: messenger RNA, 2027 nt
Organism: Lagopus leucura (white-tailed ptarmigan)
Lineage: Eukaryota; Metazoa; Chordata; Aves; Galliformes; Phasianidae
Gene: AKR1A1
Product: aldo-keto reductase family 1 member A1
Exons: 9
Coding region: 97-1170 (357 amino acids)
Biological process (GO): aldehyde catabolic process
Cellular component (GO): cytosol
Molecular function (GO): aldose reductase (NADPH) activity
Source: RefSeq, a predicted model, not a curated record
UUCCUCAUCUUCUGCUGAAGUCAGCUGGCUGCCUUUGGAGCUCAUCCUGAAUGUGGUUUGUUUUUAACAGUUCGGCCAGAAAGAUAGAUUGGGAGGAUGUUGGGACACAGUAUAAAAGCUUCCUCUUUGAUAAAAUCUAUGAGCAGAUUACUGUCUGCAGCAGCUAUAACGCCAGCAACAGCAAAAAUGUCUGCAGGAUGUGACUUCGCUGCACUCUACAAUGGGCAGAAGAUCCCUUUCAUAGGACUGGGAACCUGGAAAAGUGAACCUGGCCAAGUGAAAGAAGCAGUGAAAUAUGCCCUAAGCGUGGGUUAUCGCCACAUUGACUGUGCAGCAGCCUACAGCAAUGAAGCAGAGGUCGGCGAUGCUUUCCAGGAAUGCCUCGGGCCCAACAAGGUUAUUAAAAGGGAGGACGUGUUUGUAACAUCAAAGCUGUGGAAUACCAAGCACCACCCAGAAGAUGUUGAGCCAGCACUAAGAAAAACACUUGCAGAUUUGAAACUGGAUUACCUGGAUCUGUACCUCAUGCACUGGCCCCAUGCCUUUGAACGAGGGGACAAUCUCUUCCCUAAGAAUCCUGAUGGCACGAUGCGUUACGACUACACUGACUACAAGGAUACCUGGAAGGCUAUGGAGAAGCUGGUAGAAAAAGGUCUUGCGAAAGCCAUUGGGCUGUCCAACUUCAACAGUCGUCAGAUUGAUGAUGUAUUAAGCGUGGCUACUGUCAAACCAGCUGUGCUUCAGGUAGAAUGUCAUCCUUACCUAGCCCAGAAUGAGCUGAUAGCUCACUGCCAGAAACGAGGGCUGGUUGUUACUGCCUACAGUCCCCUGGGUUCUGCUGAUCGCAUGUGGAAACACCCAGAUGAGCCUGUGCUUCUGGAGGAACCUGGGAUCAAAAAACUGGCAGAAAAAUACAAGAAGUCACCUGCACAGAUCAUCCUCAGAUGGCAAACGCAGCGUAAAGUGGUGACGAUUCCCAAAAGCAUCACUCCUGCUCGCAUCCUGCAGAAUCUCCAGGUGUUUGAUUUCAGUCUCACAGAAGAGGAGAUGAGCCAUAUUGGAAGCCUGAACAAAAAAUGGCGUUACAUUGUGCCAAUGCUUACGGUGAAUGGAAAGCCAGUACCAAGAGAUGCGGGACACCCCCAUUAUCCCUUCCACGAUCCCUAUUAACUACUUGAAAAUAAGGUGCUAGAAUAACAUGCUCCUCUAUAUACUUUUCCUACACAGUAAUUAGUGCCAUAAUUUGUCCAAGAAACACUCAGCCCCAUCUAUACAAAACCUUUCUUCCCGAGUAGGCUUUCUUACAAUGUACUGCUUUUGAUUAACCUUCUUUCUGGAGAUCCUGUAGCUUCCAUGUCAGAGUUUGUGGAUUUAUUACAAUGACUGCAAGCUUGUCCUGGGGAGCAUCAAAUCUUUUGGCAUUAGAUAAAGAGUGGGAGAGUCUAAAUUGAGUUCCAAACAUCGUUACCAGGCAAGGGCAGUGCUUUGGGUCUGCCUGCUGAACGGUUUUGAAAUCUUUAUUACCAUAAGUGGGGAAAAAAAAAGGAAAAGCAUUUUCAGACUAAACAACUGCUCAGCUAUCAGCUUCAGUAUCUUCAUUAAUACUUUAUACAAGGAAUACGGUGAAAUGUGCUGCAGUUGCACUUUGUCCAUAAAACAUUGGUUAAAACCCAAGUUGCCAGCCAUACUGUGUGCUUUUUACCCUCUUUGGAAUACCUGUGGGAUUUAAAACUCUCUCCUCUUUUCUUUCUCUUUUAAUUUGUCUGUUGAUUUGAGGAGAAUAAAUGCGUGCCCUUGGAGCAGGCCUUCAGGGCAAGCAUCUCCACUGCUUGCAGCAUGGAUAGCUCUCAGACCUUCCUCUCCCAACAGCCUCAAUACUAUUAAGCCUUACAGAAAUCCAUCCUACCUUUCCCAUGAAGCUGUCCUGUGUCUCUUUACCAAAGAUAUGCAGUCUGAGUUCUGGGAGGUGGCGCGGCUCUUUCCUGCAUGUACGGUUAUAAAUGAAGAAAUAAACUGUCAGAGCAGCC